Messenger RNA from Phlebotomus papatasi, 2477 nucleotides. RefSeq lists its product as uncharacterized. Lineage: Eukaryota; Metazoa; Arthropoda; Insecta; Diptera; Psychodidae. The record is from RefSeq and is a predicted model, not a curated record. Gene Ontology annotation, biological process: rRNA processing. Gene Ontology annotation, cellular component: nucleus. The coding region runs from base 115 to 2409 and encodes 764 amino acids. The transcript is spliced from 3 exons.
CGCAAUGUUGUUUUGACGUUGUACCAUGUGACACCUAACCUAAAAAAAACAGAUCAUUUUUCCUGCUUUUGCAGACUUUUCUUUUUCGCGUCUUUUCACGGAAAUUUUCACAUUAUGGAAUCUUCCGGUGGAAUCCUAAAUAAACUGAAAGAUCUAGGACCAGAACUGUGUGUGUACUUUGUGGAUAACUUGCUGGAAAAUGAGAAAUCAGCCUUGGGUUCCUUUCACAUCAUUCCAACAGCUCUCCUAAGAGAUCCACAGACUUACACAAAGGGCCUUUUGGUGCUAAACACCUUCUUGGAUUAUUGCACUCCAGAGGAUCUCAAUAAAGCCGGAUCAUCGUGGUUAACGCCACUGAUGAAGCAUAUUUCACUGGACAUGCCAACUAUGUGCUCCGUUGAGUUGUCCUACAGUCUCCUGGGGAAGAUUGUCACAAAGUCCAGCGAAGCAAAGGAACUGGUUAAGACUAUAGCAAGUACAUACCUCUCGAGACUUGUCCUAAAUCUCGUUGACACUCCCAAGAACUGCCACUUUGUUGCCCUUCAAUGCCUUUCGGCCUGUCUGAUGCACUACGGAGGCCACUGCAGUCCUCUUCAGGGUCGCAUUGAAAAGUUCAUUCUGAACUUUGUCGACUCCCAAGAUGAACGGAUUACCCAAGAAGCUGCAAAGUGUCUCCUGUUGAUGCAACAGCUCGCUGGCGGAGGAGUUCAGGGUGUUAAUCACAAUAAAUCCUGGGGCAAACUUCAAAGUCGUCUCUUGGGCAGCCUGUCGGAUACUCUAAUUGCGAUUUUUGGGGAUGAACUCUCAAAUGGAGAUAACGCAGAUACAGAGUCAAAAUUAAAUCUACCAGAAAUUGAUCUGAGCUCUGGCCCACUUAAACGUAUUGUGGAUUUGAUUCAGAGAUUCAGGAAUCUCUGUACCUUCUUCAGUGUGGCCCUCUUGGGACCCUAUAAAACAACAAAACCCGUACAACCGGUGAAAAUUCUGAAGAUUGUUUCGAAAACCGUUGAAGUACUUGGGAAUGCAUCCAGGGACAGUUUGGCAUUGGAAGAUGUAGUCACCGUGAACAUAUUGCCGGCAAUGCACGAAAGCAUUUUGGGACUUUUGAAAGCUGUGAUUGCACUUUUGCGAGGGAAUAUGGUUCUCUUCAGCAGGAGUGUUUGCUCUAUUCUGCUGUCUUCUCUAAAAUGUUCAACCAGAGUCAGUUCCUUGCGUAUUGCAACAUACAAACUCUUUGUCUUCUGGUGCAAUACUGUCAACACAUCGAGUUGCGUUGAGGACAUUUCUGAUUCCUUUAUCACCUCAAUCAUCCAGGAUACUAAGCCUUUUGUCGUGAAAGUGCACCUUCAGGUGAAUGGUGUGAAUGGCAAAAAUAAACCCAGCAAGAGGCUCAAACGGAGACUUGGAGAAAAUUGCGACAAGGAUGAAUCUGAGGAUGAGAAUGUGACUGAGAGACAUUUAAAUGCUGAAAAGUAUGAAGAACUCUGCACAGAAGCUCUCAAUUGUUUGCGUCAGUUGAUUAGAUGUGGUUCGUGCUUCAUGAAGUCACAUCAGAUGAAGCGUAUCUAUGAGCACGCGAUGGCACUCAUGAUGCAAAAUGUUGAAAUUGAUCGGAAGAAGCGUCCUCUCUAUGCCAACAAAGAUUGUCGCAGGAGUUUGUUUUUGGUUCUCAAAGAACUCCUGGUUUCAUCGUUUACAAUUACUCUGCCGCAGAGUCAGUUUCUCAUUCAUGUUUUUGCCCAGGCGCAGCAUUCUGAGCACUGGCAUGAGAAUAGGAUACUCUGUGGUGAGAUCCUUGUUGAUUUGGAGAGGGUUAUUCAUCCACAGAAGCUGGAAUUCAAAUUUCCGCCCAGGGAGGAGAUGGAGCCACUGAAAAUGUCACGUACUCAAUCUCAGGAAAAUAUUCUACUACCAUCGAGCGAUGAAGAUGAAAGGAUUCCUGAAACCCUUCCAGUAACUGAACUGUCUCCUGAUAAACCAUUGUCUCAAGCGACUGAUGAGACUAUUGUGAUGACAAAGGAUACUGAAGUCAAAGAAACAGAAUCAACUGAGAUUCACAUUGAACAAGAUGAAUUUGAAAAAGCUCCUACAGUUGAAGCUGAUGAAAUGAAGAAAGACGAAAAGGAUGGCAAUAUCCCAAUGAUCAACGAAGAUAAUCAAAGGACUGAAAAGGCUGCAACCACACAGGAUAUCGUGCUAGAAAUAGAUUCUGACGAAAGCAACGAAGUUCAGGAACUUUCCGACGAAGAAAUUGUCUUCACUCCCAUUUCAAAUCCACCAGUAACUCCAGCUUUUGAUUCUCCAGAACCCCAACAGAAACGUCCCCGAAAGUCUCUGAUAAUUAUCGAUGAGGAUUCCAAUGAUGAAGAUGUCACAGAUUUGGUCAGUUACUUUGUGGAUGAUCCGUAGCUUUUUAAUUUUUUUCUAACUUUGGACUACUAUUAUUAAAUGAAAUAAAAUAACUUUGAAAUAAAAAA